AUGAAAGUAUUAAUUGCUUAUCCAAUCAAAAUCAAUUUGAACAGAUUAGAAAAUAUAAGCUGGCGUCCAGACUUACUCUCUAAUGAUGACGGUCUCCGAGAUGAGAUUAGUCGAUUUAAACCACACAUCAUUCUUGUUGACAACAACUUACUCAGUGCUGAGACACUUCAUUUGUGGCGAAACAUUAUGGGCUCAUCAGCUGUACUAAAUGUUAUUCGUAGCGGAGCUGAUUUGACCCGAAUAAACACUGAAAAAGUCGCCGAACUCGGUAUUCACUUAUCGAAUAUACUCGAACUCAUUCCUGAGAUCAAUUCACGCAAAGGAUGUGAAGAAGCCAUGGAUCAGGCAGCGUUGACAGUUUUGGCUGUCAUUGUAUUGAAAGAAACAUUUUGUGGUUCAACCAAUUUCGAAAUUCCAUCUACGCUCACGAAUGAGUCGAUAACCGUGAUCGGUGCUGGAAUUGCAGGUCUAGUGGCGGCGUUGUUCUUGAGUAUCGGUGGUUAUCGAGUGACUGUAAUCGAUAGGCACGAUCAGCCGGUCCUUGGAAAAGAUUUGGAGGUUUACAAUGGCGGCACUACUAUGGGUGGUUGUGAUGCUCGACACGCGUCGGUCACUGAGGCUGUAGCAGCUCCAACUCGGGUACGAUCACUUCGACUUACGCCCAUGAAUAAAGGUUGGAGAAUGCUGGACAAUAUGUCGUCUGACGAAGAAGUGUGGGCACAGAAAUUUGAGGCUAUGUCACACUUUCCCGAAAUGUAUUCUAUUUUUUCUGAUCUCGUAACAAGCAUGAAUCGAGCUGCAAUCGAUUUGUGGGAAGAUCUUUUUAAACAAAUUCCGGAGCUAGCUGAAAAUGCUAUGAGAAGUCGCCGAAUUGUUCGACUAUGUACAUCCGAAUCAGCUGUGUCAAACACGGUUGAAUUUCAAAAUAAAGUUCAUCGAAAAACUGACAAAGUUAUUCAACUGUCGAAAGAGCAAGUGGUUACACGUUUUCCUCACUUGAAUCAUGAUCAUCUCGCUGGUGGCGUCGAGGUCGAAGGUUUUACAAUGAACGUACAACAACUGGGUGAUAAUCUGGUGAAUUAUCUUGCGAAGAAACGACAGGUAACAUUCAGAUGGGCAUGUGAAGUCGCGUCUCUGGAAGAUACAGUAGUCGUGUUGAAGACCGGAGAAAAGAUCAUCUCCGACCGAAUUCUUCUUGCAACAGGUGUCAGUGGAGAUGCUCCGCUAAAAGUUUCGCCAAUAAUAAAACAAGUUCAAGCAGUUAUUGGAUAUUGGUUAAAACUGCCAAAUAUUAACAGGAUUACAGAAGGUUUUAAGAUCCAUGAGGCAGAUCCUGUUGCGGUAAUGAAUGUGACAAUGAGUGUUGAUGACGCGACACUAAUUAUCAGUGGUGGCUUUGGGUUCGUGGGUAAACAUCCCAUCGUAAAAACAUCUCACUAUACAGAAAUGGCUGUUUUAGUAGCACGCACAGUGAGAAAGUAUUUUCCAACAGAGUUCGAAAAAGCCACUGAGUCAAAUAAAAAAAUCCCAAUGACCUAUUGCCUGCGUCCUAUGUCUGCUGACGGUAUGCCAGUAAUUGACUGGAUAACAACAGCAAAUUCAGAUAAAGUUAUGUACGUUGGAGCAACGAGUGGUGGUGGAUUUGUUCAGGCGUCCAUGUUAUCUCUUUUCGCAUUGGACAUGUUCUCUGGUCGUAAUGAUUAUGCUCAUAUAACUCGAGCCAUGGUUAGUUCAAGAGAUAGUCUAUCCGACUGUCUCUAUUACCAUGAUAUCACAGACGAUGAUGUAGAAGAGACACCCGAAGACUCGAUGAAACCAUUAGACGCCUCCAUCCAACAAUUUGUAGACGAUUUUCUUCUAUUGUAA
This is a messenger RNA of Didymodactylos carnosus, 1866 nucleotides long. The record is from the annotation of a GenBank genome assembly. Lineage: Eukaryota; Metazoa; Rotifera; Eurotatoria; Philodinida; Philodinidae.